Haliotis rubra (blacklip abalone) is the source of this 1853-nucleotide messenger RNA. RefSeq names its product prostaglandin reductase 1-like. Gene Ontology annotation, cellular component: cytoplasm. The coding region runs from base 27 to 1124 and encodes 365 amino acids. The transcript is spliced from 9 exons. Gene Ontology annotation, molecular function: 2-alkenal reductase [NAD(P)H] activity; 15-oxoprostaglandin 13-reductase [NAD(P)+] activity. Gene Ontology annotation, biological process: prostaglandin metabolic process. The record is from RefSeq and is a predicted model, not a curated record. Lineage: Eukaryota; Metazoa; Mollusca; Gastropoda; Lepetellida; Haliotidae.
CUGUGCAUUUCGCUGACUCAUGUCGUAUGGUGUGUAUAAAAGCCCCGGACGUGCAAACUUCCCACAUCGAGAGAUACCACAGUCUACAACAGCAGAACAGUUCUACUCCGGAUAAAUACACGGUCAUAAUCAUGGGCAAGUCCUGGGUGUUGGCGAAGGAGUUCGAGGGGAAUCCCACGGAGGCUAAUUUCCGUCAGAUCGACGAGCAAGUGUCGGCUCCAAAACAAGGAGAGUUCGUGUGUGAGGCGAUAUGUCUGACUGUUGAUCCAUACAUGAGAACCGUCAUGGCUGGGUCGAGUAUUGGUAAAGUGCUGAUGGGAGAACAGGUCGCAAGGGUAACGGAGAGCAAGAACCCCGAGUACCCUGUUGGGUCGGUAGUCCAGGGUUACUUUGGAUGGAGGAGCAGGGCGUUGGUUAACCCCAAAGAGAACCCCGAUGCACUCAAGAUACAUAAAGUUCCCGACCUCGGUGGCAAAGACCCAUCCAUUGCUCUUGGAGUCUUGGGAAUGACAGGAGUGACGGCGUAUCUAGGUUUUCUGGACGUGUGUCAACCCAAAGCUGGGGAUGUCGUUUUUGUUAAUGGAGCGGCAGGUGCAGUGGGCAGUGUGGUUGGACAGAUCGCCAAGAUCAAGGGCUGCACGGUGAUUGGGUCUGCCGGAACCAAGCAGAAGUGUGACUGGUUAAAGAGUCUUGGAUUCGAUCAGGUGUUCAACUAUAAGGAAACAAAACUGGACGAUGCUCUCAAGGCUUGCGCACCAAAGGGAAUCGACUGUUUCUAUGACAACGUCGGUGGUGAGGCCUCCUACAACGUGCUCCAGCACAUGAACAACUAUGGGCGGAUGUGCGUGUGUGGCGCCAUGUCCACCUACACCACCGACAAGGAACAGCCCAUGAUGCCGUCACCAUUCUUUACCGUUCUCGUAAAGAGGCUAAAAGUACAGGGAUUCGUUAUCUUCGACUGGAACUCCAAAUUUGAAGCGAGUAGAGCAGAGCUGCUCAAAUGGGUAAAUGAGGGAAAACUCAAGUACAAGGAGACGAUCCAUAAAGGGUUUGACAACAUGCCAAAGGCAUUCGCGUCCCUGUUCACAGGAGCUAGCCAAGGGAAGAUGAUCGUGAAGGUUUAGGUCCAUCUUUAUCAACACUUGCACUGCCAUGAGAAGCAGGAGGAGGUGCCGUAGAAUAAUGGUUAUAAUCGUUCGCUUGUUUCAUUCCUCGUGUCCCCGCCCCCAUGCCUGAUGUCGCUGGGGUGCUGAUAUACGCGGUGUCCGUCAUCUAUUUCCUUGAGACACGUAACCCCACUCUGAUUUAUGUUUAUUCUCCUCGUUUUUAUUGCAAGGUAUCCACUUUAUCCACUUAUCUGUCCAUUGUAGUUAAAAUACUUAUGAAGGUCGUAGAAGACUAUACUAAUAUGGUACAAACAUACAUUUUGGAUGAUACAUUUUGCUAGAUUUCUAUACAAAGGACAUUAGAUUAAUUUGAACAUACGAAAAUUCGGUUAUUCUUUUACUUGUUUUGAGUAGUAUAUAUUGCAGGUCACGUCGGGUUAAAUAUAGUCAUAUGAAGAAAAUCGGAUGUCUUUUAAUUUUGGUAUCUAUUGGCUAAUCUUUAGUAUCUCCUAUGAAUCUUACAAGAUCCUCACCAAGGUGUAAUACAUUAGGUACACCAAUGGAAUGUCUGAACAAUGUCUGAACAAACCAAACAUCUCAUCUCAUGUGUUCUUCUGUGAUCAUCUUUCAUGGUUGAUCUAUUUUCAGGGUAUAUUUGUAUGCACACAAUCUGUUGCUAUGUCAGUACUUGUGAUGACAUAUUUGUCAGUGAUUCACAUCUUUAUCCAAUAAACGUUUGUUUUCCUA